Molecule: messenger RNA, 11979 nt
Organism: Porites lobata
Lineage: Eukaryota; Metazoa; Cnidaria; Anthozoa; Scleractinia; Poritidae
Source: the annotation of a GenBank genome assembly
AUCAACGAACUUAAAGCCUCCGAGAGAUCAUAUGCUGACAAAGAGGUUCUAAAAGAUCAGCAAAAGACCAGAGAUAAGGUAGGCUUGUCAACAAAAUGUACUGAUUCAAUAUUUUAUCCAUUUUUGUUUGACCCGGAUAUUUUUUCUAUUCUUCAAAGUCCCCAAACCGUUUGUUGUUUGUUCCCUGUGUCUGAUUGACGGCUCAUUGUACGUAAUCAAAGACUUCAUUAAGGGCGCUUUCCAAAAGUCAGAACUGGCCGGCCAGACCAUAGCAGGCAACAGUCAUUUUGACAAUGAAAAAUGCUUUUUUCCAAGAGCUUUUCUUGAAACACCAUUUCCUUUGUGCUUGCUAUCUGGGAUCUGACUGAUAGUUUGGAUUAAAAGUGAAAUUCUCACUAUGACUGGAAUGGUCUGGCCGGUCAGUUCUGACAAAUGGAAAGCGUCUUAAGACUAUAUAUUAAGACACUGAAAUUUUUUCCAUGCUUGUAAAAAUCACCAAAAAGUUAUUAUGUUUAAUGCCCUCUGAUAAAAUUUGUUUGAUGUCUUUUUUUAUGGGGUGGUAUAAGAGGGAGGGUGGGACACUCUUAUAGGGUGGAUUGAACAGUCUUUCCUUCGUUGUAGCAAAAACAAGCAGGCAAACUUUUGAAGAAAACGGCAAAGGAAGAGCAGCCUCAGGUCACCAUGGAAAUGAUCUCAUUGCGCCAGAGUGGCGACCCAAAGGACAUGGCGUCAGCCACUCACAGUCUCCCUGAUGUAAGAAUUUUCAUAAACGCACUCAAGCCACAAGCGGCCUUGUCUCCAUCCUUGGAGGCCUUGGGGCAGUCAGGUGGUUCGGGAAAAAACGUUUGAGCCCCUGCUUACCGACUCUCACCAGACCAUUUUCAAACAAUCCAGCGAGUGCUGACUCCCGAUUGGGCAAAAAAAAAUGCUUUGUAUUAUUUUGACCAAUGGGCGAACAGGGGCUCCUAUUUUCUUUUCAUUUGUUCGUACACGACGGCUAUUAUCUCGCCAUACUUGUCCGAUUCUUUCACCAAGGUUGGGCGUGUAAGGGGAAUCUUGGCUUUUCCUACUUUGUCCCUACCAGAAACGUAGGAACUACUGAUGAUUGGGGAAGACGUUUCAGAUGCUAUCAACAGGACCGUUCCAAUUUGCUCCUAGACCAUUCUGUCACAAGCAGGGUGCAAAGAAAGUCAGUUUUACAGCCUGCCAUUCGGGCAAGCUGUAGCUAGCAUGUACUAGCCCACAAGUCAUUUCAACUAGCCCCCCAAACCCUUUUUGAUUAACAAGUCUGAUUACCAUCCUUCUGUAAUUUGAAUUUCCCUAAAAAACAGCACUUGCCCGUCGGGAAAAAAUCACUAGCCCAAUAGCAAAAUCUACUAGCCCCGGGCUAUCGGACACGAUUUUCUUUGCACGCUGCACAAGAUAUCGUAAAUGAUAUUUACGAUGGCGUGAUCUAUAAGGAUCGAUGCAAGCUUGAAUACGUGUUGUAAGCUCAUGUUCAUGUUUUUGGAUAAGCAUCUUUUAAAUACCCUUUCAUACGUUUCCAAAUUUAGUUUUCGGGUAGACAGUUGCAGUCUCUUUGAAUUCAUGGACGGGCUUUAUAUCGAACUGGAACUUUCCUGACAGCGUGUAUUUCUUUGGUGCAAGAGCCAAACGAGUAUCAUAAUGGCGAGGCGAUAGCUGUCGUGUACGAACACACCAAAAGAACUCAGGAGAUGCUGUUUAUCGAUUGGGCACAAUAGUACAAAGCAUUCUUUGCACACAAUCAGCUUGACCGUUUGGAAAUAGUUUAGUAAGGGUCGGCACCCAGGGGCUCUUCCGCCCUUGCUUGAAAAUCAUUUUUUGCCGCGCCUUUUCUCCCGACCCGACUGACUGCCUGUGGCUCUCCGAGGAUGCCUUGUCUCGCAAUACGAAGGGUGUAACAUGAUAUAUUUCAUUCCUAACAGCAUUGGGCGAAGCGACAGGAACAAAAGACUAUUGUUAUUGAAUUAAAUGUCGUGGUUUCUGAAGAAUUAUAAAUAAAAUUUCCAUCUUAUUUCAGUGGAACUUUAAAUGAACAAAUUCACCUCCUUUCUGUCUUCUGUUAGUCGAAUUACAUAGUUUUAGCACAAGUACCCCGAAACUCAUGCAAGAUAAAGGCAGUAGUCUGCCUAAACUUGUGUGAUAUUUUAAUUUUUAGUUAAAGACAGUAGCUUCUAACAAUGCAAUGUUACAAUUUUCUUACAUAUAAAUUAAUCGCCUUUUUUAAAAAUCAUUUAGCAAAGGUUCGCCUUUAAUAAUGAGGCUAUGGACGAUAAACAUUCUGCACACAAGGAACAAGUGAACAUUGCACAGCAAACCGACAAAGAUGCCGUUCUUGAAGUGAUUCCCUCAACUUCCGCUAAAAAUCAAGUAAGAAGUUUUAUAAUUAUUUACCACUACAAGUACUUCGGGUAUAGGUAUGAGGGUACUUGGUGUACUUGGUGCAUUUGGUGCGUCAGGGUCAUGAACCUCCCUACCCUGCAAUGCAUAGUUCGGGGUAGCCCUUGGGCAAGGCGUAACACCCGUUAGGCCUGUCAAGGUCACGACACUGUUGCCUGGCAGUCAGGUUUUUUUUUGCCACCGCCUAAGGGAGACAAGGUCUGGCGCUCCUCCAGCAUCGCUUGCUGGGAUUUGUCUCAGUGAGCCUAGCAAAACAUUGAUUUGGACAGAAAUUGAUUAUCUCUUCUAUAGUAUUGUUCUCCCUAACAUAACCUACGGACUAUCUGUUUAUGGUGCCUCCGAUGCGGAAAUUAAAGUCCUUCAGCAAUUUUUAGACAGAUGCUAUAGUCACGCUUUAUAUCUACACCGUUAAAUAUUAGAUCAUUACUACAAAAACAAGAUAAAGCGAUUUUUCAGAAAGCUAAACAGCAUGAUAACCACCCUCUGAAGGUGUGCUUACCGCAAGAAAAGAACAAUCUAACCUACAAUCUUCCACGUAAAAGCUUCCAAAGGCCCAAGAUAAACACCGAACGUUAUAAGAACACAUUUUUAAAUAGAUUAGUUUUCAAAUACAACCUUUUAUGACAUUUUAUGUGAGAUAUGUGUAACUAUUUUUUUACAUUUUUUAAUCUUUUUAUUCUAUUGUAAUUUAGCUGAACUUUUAAUCUUUUUAUCCUGCAACAUGGGAUAUGUAUUUUUAUCUAAUGAGCAAUAAAAACAUUUAUUAUCUGCUGCUAAGUCCAACGAACUGCUCGGAUGACAGCGAUGCUCUAGACUUCUACAACACCUCUCUGAAUUAAUAAAGAAGCUACCUGGACAUAACCUUAAGAUCAUAUGUAGUAAUAUUUGAAUGCACAAAUCAAUCCCUUAGACUGUAAUGGGUUUAGCUGUGGAAAAAAGACGUUUAUGUUGGAUAUGGCUACUGCAUGUGAGCUUAUAAUUUAGAACACACGCUUCCAAAACAGCUUUAAAAGUUGUGGACGUUCAUGUACCCAAAUGGUUGCAAAGCCAAACUUGAUUAUAUACUGGUAAACAGGAAAUAGUGGAACAGUGUCUAAAAGACUGUAAGGCAUAUGACCCUCUCAGUAAAGUAUAUUCAGGCCAUAAAAUUGUCGUAACUAAACUACGCCUCUGUUUGCUAGCCAAUGGGAAAACAACUGCCAAACGUACCAGUUUCGACUGGCAUUGUUUUAGCACCAGCCAUUCCGUCAGAGAGGCUUAUACUGUGGAAGUUAAGAAUCGCUUUGAGGCCCUGUACCAGCUUGAGGAAAAACACACUGUGAACGAUCUGUAUACCACUCUGGUAUCUUUAAAGGUUGGUGACAAAGAACUGAUUGACGAUGAGAGUAUUGCUAGUAGUUUUAAUUCCUAUUUUUCAUCUGUUUUUACCUCCGAGGACUUCACCAACUUGCCUUCUUUAGAGCCUUUAGUUUGUGAGAAACUUAAUUAUAUUUCCUGUACUACUGAGGAAAUUUUAAAGCAUCUUAAGUCUCUUAAAACGAACAAGUCCCCGGGUCCAGACAGAAUUUCACCAGUAAUUUUAAAAUCAUGUGCGUUCGAAUUGGCGCUCUCGAUCUCAUUUCUGGUUAACAAAUCUUUCCUGCUGGGCCAUUUUCCCGAAGAUUGGAGAUCAGCUGACAUUGUCCCACUUCAUAAGAAAGGUUCUAAACACUUGAGGGAGAAUUAUCGUCCAAUUUCGCUUACAUCCAUGAUAUGCAAAAUCAGCGAAAAAAUCGUACGCGAUAGGUUAACGUCAUUUUGGCAAGACCAUAACGUGAUAAACAAAAACCAAUUUGGUUUUUUGCAGGGUAGGUCUACUGUGACCCAAUUACUCUCUACUUUUCAUGACUUCGCCAAAUCUAGGAAUUCAUCUGUAGCAACAGAUGUUGUAUUUCUUGAUCUCGCAAAGGCGUUUGAUAGUGUUCCUCAUGAGCGUCUACUCAUAAAGUUAUAUAGCCUCGGUAUUGAGAGUAAACUUCUUAACUGGUUGAGGCAUUUCCUCACGUGUAGAAAGCAACGAGUUGUUGUAAGAGGGACUUUUUCUGAUUGGGCACCUGUGAUAUCUGGUACCCCACAGGAACUAUUCUUGGUCCAAUUUUAUUCCUAUCAUAUAUAAAUGAUAUCGUUGAUAGUGUCUCUUCAAAAAUUAAAUUAUUUGCGGAUGACACUAAGAUUUACAGAGAGCUUCGCAACCCUAGUCUCGAUGAACAAUACCUUCAAACUGAUUUGAAUAAUCUUGGUAAAUGGGCGAAAAAAUGGCAACUUCGUUUCAAUGAGGAAAAGUGUGAAGCAAUGCGAAUAACGCAUUCUCGUGACAAAUCGACUACGAAUUAUAAACUAGGUACGGCCUUAAAAGAUGUCAAGAGCUUUAAAGAUCUUGGAAUUAUUAUAUCAAAAGAUCUUACUUGGAGUGAACAUAUUAGUACCAUGGUGAAUAAGGCGAACCAAGUCCUAGGGCUAAUAAGACGGUCUGUUGGAACAGCUAAUACAACAACUUUUUCAUUGCUUUACAAAACAUUGGUCAGACCACUUCUAGAGUAUGCUGCUCCAGUCUGGAACCCAUAUCUUGUCAAAGAUAUUCAUGCAAUAGAGAGCGUGCAAAGACGCGCGUCAAGAUUAGCUCUUAGGCAAAAAAGAGGUGAUAUGUCUUAUGAAGAGCGUUGUGACUCGUUACAUUGGCCAUCUUUGUCCAGUCGUAGGACAUAUUCCUCUCUUGUUGAAUGUUAUAAGAUCGUGUUUGGCUUAUCACACUUGGAUUUUGAGGAAUUCUUUCAAUUCGCAAAAGUCAAAUCCACUAGGGCAAAUCACUCGUAUAAGCUUUAUUGUAAAUUAUCUAGGAUCAACUGUUUUAAAUAUUCUUUUUUUAACAAUGUAAUUAGUUACUGGAACAAUUUACCUAGUAAUGUUGUUGAAGCCGGUUCCCUUGAACUUUUUAAAUGUAAACUCAAAUCCUUUUUAAAGUUGUAAUUUUUAUUGUAAUUUUUAUUGUGUGUUGUUUUUUGGAGAGUUUUAUUCAUAGGGUUAACCUCUAGACUCUCCCUUUCAAAUUCAUGUGGUCAUUAUGAGUUUGAAUAAACAUGUAUGUUAUGUUAUGUUAUGUUACGAUGAUCAAGGCCAAAAUGGAUGCAGCUGAGAAGUGUAUUCCUAAGAAGACACGAGUGAAAAAACGAGUGCCCUGCUGGGAGAAAGAACUUGUCAAGGAGAAAAGGAACGAGUUGAAGAAAGCCUGUUUGAAAAAUUAGCGUCUCCCCAACUCUGACAAUGCGAACUACCUAAAACAAGCGAAAGAGGAACUUCAAGCUACAUAUGACAGGAACAAGUGGAAUAUCUGGCCCAGAAAUGCGCUGAGACUGAAAACGCUGCAGCGCAGCAUCAGGCAAAAAAAAAACAUGGGAUACUAUUAAUGAGAUAACGGGAAGGACCUCGUCAGCUACAGGUCGUCUUAUAAAAGCGAAACUGCUGAAGUGAGGCUGAAAAAAUGGAGGGACCAUUUUGCCACACUCUUAGGCCAACCUGAGGCCGAAGACAGGAACCAGUAAGUAAAUUGUACAGGAUACUAUUCCAAUCAGCACUAAUGCCUUUACUUUGUCUGAGCUAUGGUCCAAGAGCAUUAUAAACCCCGUACCCAAAAAGGGCGAUCCCAGUGAACCUCAGAACUAUCGUGGUAUUGCACUUAUUCCAACAACAGCUAAGAUCUAUAAUAGAGUGCUUCUUAACAGGAUCCGCCCCCACUUAGAACCCCUGCUGCGCACAAAUAAAAACUGGUUCCAACCAGGAAGAUCAACAUUUUCUCAGAUACUUACUCUUCGAAGAUUUGUUGAAGGCAUAAAGGCCAAGAAUCUAACAGCAGUUCUUACCGUUGUGGGCUUCCAAAAGACGUUUGACUCGGUGAACAGAGACAAAAUGUUUGAAAUUCUGAAAGCUUAAGGCAUCCUAAAUCAAAUAGUCUCGGCUAGAGCGUCGAUAUAUCAUAACACUGAAGCCAGAGUUUGCUCACCUGGUGGAGAAACAGAUUUCUUUGCUUUCCAUGCUGGAGUACUGGAGGGUGACACGAUAGCUCCGUUCCUGCUCAUCAUAGCAUUAGACUACGCAAUGAGAUCCGCAAUUGAAGGCUACGAAGACCUUGGAUUUACACUGACUGAGAGAAGAAGUCGUCGCUCUCCCGCAGUUAUGAUCACUGACACAGACUUUGCUGACGAUAUCGCAUUGAUUUCAGAUAACUUGGAUAAAGCCCAAUCACUGCUAGAGGGAGUUGAAACUGCUGCCACAGAAGUUGCGCUGCACAUUAACACCGGCAAGACUGAAUACAUGGCCUACAACCUACGACACAGGGCGACCUUACCACCAUAAAGUCAAUUCAAAGCUAAGACAAGUGGACGAUUUCAAGUACCUAGGCUCUUGGAUAGAUUAAAUGACCAUUACGUUUCUUUAGAGUUUCACUUGAAUCUGUUCUAUUGUUCUAUUGUACGGGUCAGAGAGUUUGACAUUGACAAAUUGAUGGCUGCUACACAAGACCCUUAGAUAAGCGGGGGCGCCCGAAAUAAAUAGACAACUAUUUUAAUUUUUACUUUCGACUAAAGGAGAACGCAACAUAAUAAUCGAUGUAGGUCAAGUUUAACUACAGCCGUCAUACUAUUUUCGUCGUUGGUGUACUACUUCUGCGCAUGCGCCUUCUUGAAUCACGUCACAACCUCUCGUUUCAAUGCUAUUUUAGUCGUAGACUCGACACUGGCCGUUGCUUCCUGGGUAAACUUCGUCCGGUGAAGCCGCAAAGGCUUUCUUUAACUGUCGCGGUUUAGUUCAUCCCAGAUAUUUUGAGAACAGACUCCUGAAGCAAGGAUACGUGGUUGAUAGCUCUAAACCUGCCACUUUUAAGCUAAAUACAGAGAAACUUCAUAAUUAUCAAUUGCGUCCACUUGGUUAAACACCUGUUCUUGUACUCAAAGUUGGCUCCUCAGGCCACUUAAGGCAUGACUAUAUAAUUAAAUAUGCAUAAUUUGAUAAAAUGCUAUUUAGAACGGUUCGCUCGUAUCAAUGAUCCUGAAAAUUGAACUACUAAUGUAGCUUAAUGACCUUAGCAAUAUGAGACAUUUUAGAAGUUCAAAUUUUCGUCACGUGACUUCUAAUUAAGAAUUGACGGUCAAAAUGUUUACUCUAAAAUGGGGAAAGGAUAAUAAAAGAGCAACAAGUUCUUUUAGGUAUGUUUCAGAGGCUAUUAAAAAGGUUCUGAAGAAUUCGCCUUUUAUGUGUGUUUACGUAAAACAGGAAUCGGUAAAUAAAGUGAAAAGGGUCACGUUACCUGCUAAUUAGUUAAAUAGCUAAUAGGAUAAAUAACUUUUCCAACCAUAUAAGGUGAAUUUACGUUUUAUAUUGUUUAUGUAACAUUUUGGUGGUGAAAAUUCCUAAGAUUAAGUUUUGCAAACCUUCCCCGUUUAGGAAAACGUGUUUUGUGACGUCACUGAUGAAGCAAUGUCAUUAUGUCACGUGUUAUUUCAAAUCACCUUUUACGCGUUUCUUUCAUUAAGCCACAGUUGUAGUUCGCUUUUCAGGAUCACUGAUUGAAGCAAACCGGUUUAAAUAGCAUUUUACAAAAUAUGCAUAUUUAAUUGGGUAGUCAGAGAUGCAGCAUUUGAUUUUGCAAAUGACACUUGGACAGAAGGAGCAAAAACACCAGGACUGGUUUGAAAACAACAACGAAGAAAACGCAUGCCUUCUGAAGCAAAAGCAGGAAGCAUUUAGCAAUUGGCUUUAGGAAAAGACCUCGACUGCCAGGCACGAUCGUCUCAAUUAAACAAGCACCUCAGGAACAAAGUCCAGACUGAGCUGAGACAGAUGAAGGAUACGUGGUGGCAACACAAGGCUGCAGAGCUGCAGCAAUACUCAGACGAGCACAACUUUAAGAGGUUCUUCGAGGGCUCGAAGACUAUAUAUGGCCCCCCUUUCAAUUUCAUGACUCCUGUCCCAUAUUCGGCUGGAACCCUGCUUACAGGGAAGUCUGAUAUCGUUGAAAGUUGGUGAAACAUCUUUAGCCAACUUCUCAACAAAUCGACCAGUAAGCAAUCCAAGAUAUACUUCAGCGCCCGGUUCUAAGCUCUCUUGACGAUUCCCCAACACUGGAGGAAACCCAGAAAAAAAUAAGAGCUCCAGGCUGGGAAAGCACCUGUUCCUGAUGACAUACCUUCCUGACGACUUCAAGAACACCAACGCCAUCCACCUGUACAAGAACAAAAAUGACAGAGCAUCAUGUGACAGCCACAGAGGCAUCUCGCCGUUGAGUAUUCGAGGAAAUCUCAUGGUACUCAUCAUACUGAGCUGUAUCACACACGACCUCUUGGAUGAUUUCGUGUCCGAGAGUCAGUGUGCUUCAGGAAAAACAGAGGGACAAUCGACAUGAUAUUCGCCGUACGACAGAUCAAGGAAAAUGCCGCGAACAGAAUCAGAGCCUGUACAUCCUCUUUGUGCACCUGACCAAGGCCUUUGAUACGGUCGGCAGGUGGGUUGGACAUGUGUUUCUGAUGGACGACACGCACCUCCUGAAGAUGGUCUUCUUCUCUGAGGUGACCAGCGGUACACGUAGCAUUGGACACCCACUAAAGAGGUUCAAAGAAGCCCUGAAACAAAAAACUGAAUCGAACCCCACUGUCCGAUGGGAAACCUUCGCCACAGACCGCAACGCCUGAAAAAUGGCCGUCCACAAGGGCGUUCAAGGCUUUGAAAAGAGCGGCUGAAUGAUCUCGAUCAGGUCUCUCGGCUGGCCGAGUUCUAGUUGCGAAAAAGCUGCGUCUUAGCGAUUAAGUCGAUCUGUACGAUUUCUUCGAGUUCUUUAAGCUAGACCAUUAUUUAUUUUUUUGUAAAUUUCCCUAAGGACGUGGAGUGGAAAGUAACGGAAAAAGACUGGCCACUAAGCAGCAAAGCGGCAACAGGAAAAAGUCAAGCGAAGCCUUUACCCGCCAUGCCACCUGUAAUCGAAAGCAUACACGAAGAUCUCAGCAGUGAUGAAGAAGACGAGGAGGAGAACUUUCGAACCAAACAACUCUUUUCAUUUGCUUGGCAAAUUGCUAAAGGAAUGGUAAUUACUAUAUGAUUAUUUUCUGAGAAACGUUGCUUCCAUUCAGGUUUUGUUUUCAUCCUUCAAAGAUCGUUAUCAAAGACUAUUCCACAAGCAAGAAAUAAAGGAUAAAUAAGUUAAUUUUCUAGAUGAUUAAUGGUUUUUAGAGGAGAAAUUGUCAUAGUCGAUCGAACCAAAUUCGGCAUGUUUUGUCUGAAUUUGAAUCAGCCGUUUAGAUCAGUUCAGUUGUGAUAUUUUACUUUUGAUUAUUGGCUCCUAUAAUUUUCACGCCUUCACCCAUGCCUUUUUAGGCAAUAGUAGCCCCGUAACUGAAGUUUUAUGGUACUUAUUUUCAUUUUUUCUCUUUCCUUCUUAAAAUUAGAAUCAUCUCGCCGAAAACAAUCUUGUUCACAGAGACCUUGCUGCCCGUAAUGUUCUUGUUGGCCAUGAUAACCAAAUCAAAGUUUCAGACUUUGGGUUGAUGAGACAAAUCCAUGAAGAUGUGAGCAGCUCAGCGAAGUCCAAAACACUUCCUGUAAAAUGGAUGGCCCCCGAAGCACUUUAUCAAGACCUUUACACCACCAAAAGUGAUGUGUGAGUAUAAAAAAAUCCCACUCUUUUAAACUCAUUUCCAUAAAUUACUGCUCAGAAAACCUCAGUCAGCUUCCCUAUAAGUCGUGAUCAGCGAGUUUAUUUCAAACCGAUCUAGAAUUUCAGUGGUUAUAGUGGCUGAUUUCGUACUUGUCAAUAUAAUUUCGACUCGGGACUACAUAGUUUGCAUAUAAGUCCUGAGCGAGAGCGGCGUCUGCUGAAUUCUUAAUUCGGAGUGUACGUAAAGAUCAUUUAGUUACGAUUAUGCGGCAGACCCGUCACCUAAAUUGGUAUUCUUUUCCGAUCCCUACUCUAUUAACCUUGCUAGGCCAUUGGCUAAGGGCUUUGCGCAGCUGAGGCCUGGUGUCAUAGGGUUAAGUCAAGAGCGAAGGCAUGGAAAGGUGGAGAUACGCCCUUUUGCCUUAAGUUCAUCAAGUAAAGAGAAGAGAAGAAAAGUAAUGUUAAUGCAGUGGGGAUAUUCACGACCUCUGUGCUUUUCUCUAUAGUUGGUCUUUUGGUGUUGUUCUUUGGGAGAUGGCUACAUUGGGUGAGUAGACCGUCACACACUAAUCAUGUAAACUCCCAAGGCGAGGGGAAUCCCAAGUACUCUCCUCCCUAUUGCCACGGGGUAUAUGACUUGAAUUGUGCGACUGAUAUCAAAGGACGACACUGGGACUUAAAGAGUGAGUCCUUAUUAAAUAAGGUUAUUGUUACCAGGAAACAGGCUGAUACCUGAUGACUUUUAUUUGUGGCAAGCUAGGCACUUUUGUUUUGAACUAGGCUCUAUGUCUGAUAAGUGAUAAUCGGCAUCAAAUAUGCACGCAUUAGUUGUUUUCUGGAAAGAGGAGCCUUAUUACUAAGCACCCUGUUUUCUUUGACGACACAUUUCAAUGCAAUUCUGACCCCUGCUCAAUCACUAUUCUAUUGCAAAACGGCAUUAUUGAGUGCGGGGGAAUGAAGAGUCGUCGACAUUGACAUUUCCAGGAAAAAGCUAUCCAGGGGAAUGAGCCGUAUUUUCAAAUAAUAACAUGUAUAUUUUUUCUUUCGCAUAACGUGAUCAGGAGGCGUACCACACCCCACGCUGACCAACUCAGAGUUGUAUCGACUGCUUGGCGCUGGUUAUCGCAUGGAAAGGCCUGACAUGUGCUCCGAUGAUGUGUACGUUUCUGGAUCAGAAUCGUCUUAGAACUGACAAAAAGAUUCGAUUUUUCCGUGCGUCUUUUUAGUUAUAAAUAGCCUUGAAAGUUGCGGAGGACAAGUCGGUUUCGAUUUUGACGUUUUCUUCGAUCAAAGUGAUUACUGAACAGACAGACGGCAAAAUCUUAGCUUAAAUAUUUGUUUCAUACAGUAUUUAACAGAGAUCGACAGAGUAAGAAUUAGCCUGCGAGCAAGCUCUCCCUUUUGGGCGAGGAAAACGAACCGCGCGAGUACGCGCGAGCGGGAGGUCCCUCGCUGUCGUGUUUCCUCUCGCGUGUCGCACGUGCGUGUACUUGAAGAGAUCCCCCAAAUGGAGAGCUUGCUCGCAGGCUUGGCAAGAAACCGGCAAGCCUAAUGAUCCGGCGUGAGUGGCUCGCAGCUGGUCUAAAGGAAACCUCUUCCACUAAAUCGGAAAAACGGUGUCUAUACAUGUAAUAAUGGAUUGGAACUCUGACUAACUUCAAUUGGUUUGUUUUUUUGUUUGUUUGUUUGUUUUUGUCCAUAACAGAUAUGAGCUGAUGGCUGACUGCUGGAAAGAGGAACCUCGCUCUCGUCCCAGUUUCUAUCAACUGAUCGAAAAACUGGAGGUGAUAAUGGAGAGGGAUGCACCAUACUUGCAUCUAAACGAACACAAUGAAGAUCGUCCAUGUUACAACGUGCCACCUGAAGCUGGUGAUGAUUAA